AUGAAAGGCUCCUACCUGGCCUGGGAGCUGGCGGGCGCUGUGCUGCUGCUGAGCUUUCCAACAGGUGGUACAAUACCUUCUAUUACUCCAGAAAAAUCUUCCUUAGUUGUGAAUAGCGGACAAGAAGUAAGACUGAGAUGCAACGAUGAUGGUCCAGUGACUUGGGAUUUUCAGAACUCAGACCCUUCAGGAAAGCCAAGACAUUUCAGGAAUAAGGAGUGGAACAUAAAAAAUGCAUCAGCCAAAGAUACAGGCAGAUACAUAUGCAAAAACAAAGAGAGUUUGAACACCUCCAUUUAUGUUUUUGUUAAAGAUCCACAUAUCCUUUUCCUUACUGACUCUGACCCUUUCAUCUAUGUAAACGAGGACAGUGAUGCUCUUGUGGUGUGUCCAGUGACAGAUCCAGAUGUUUCACAUUUCACCUUGAAAUUAUGUGGUGGCAAACCAUUCCCCGAGAAUUUGACAUUUAUUUCCAAUCCCCAGAAAGGAAUCACUAUCAAACAUGUACAAAGAUCAUUUAAAGGGUGCUACCAAUGUUCAGCAAAACAAAAUGGAGUUGAGACAAUUUCAGAAAAUAAAUACCUGAUUGUAAGGCCAGUUCACAAAGCCCUCCCUGUUAUCGCCUUAUCCAAACCCAGCCAGCUUCUCAAAGAAGGGGAAGAAUUUGAAGUUACAUGCACAAUAAGAGAUGUAGAUAGUUCGUUGAAAGCUAAUUGGAUUCCUCAAAAUAACACGACUGUUAAAAGCAAAAGCAAGAAUAUCGGUGAUUAUGAAUAUGAAAGGAAAUUAACAUUGAGCAUCCGUUCAGUGGGAGUUAAUGAUUCUGGAGCAUUCACAUGCCAAGCAAGAAACUCUUUUGGAUCAUCCAAUGUCACAAUAACCUUGAACGUACUAGAUAAAGGAUUUGUCAAUGUGUCCACUACGAAGAAUACAACAGUAGAUGUGAAUGCUGGGGAAAAUCUAAAUUUAAUAGUUGAGUAUGAGGCGUAUCCAAGACCAGAAGAAGAAGUGUGGUUGUAUAUGAAUGAAACAUUACACAAUUCAUCUGAUCACUAUGUCAAAUUCAAGACUGUGGGCAAUAACAGAUACAGGAGUGAACUUCACCUUACCCGAUUAAAAGGAACAGAAGGAGGCAUUUACACAUUCUUUGUAUCCAAUUCUGAUGCCAAGUCCUCUCUAACAUUUAAUGUCUAUGUGAACACAAAACCAGAGAUUCUCACUUCGGACAGACUUAGCAAUGGCAUGCUCCAGUGUGUGGCAGCUGGCUUCCCUGCCCCUACAAUAGAUUGGCGUUUUUGUCCAGGAACUGAGCAGAGGUGUUUCGAUUCACCAGCUAUAUCUCCUGUGGAUGUGAAGAUCUAUUCUAGAAAUUCAUCCUUUCCAUCAUUUGGAAGGAUAGUGGUUGAAAGUACCAUUGAUGCCAGCACGUUCAAAAACAAUGGCACUAUAUCAUGUGAGGCUUCCAAUGAUGUUGCCAGAAGUACUGCUUUUUUCAACUUUGCUGUUAAAGAACAUAUCAGUACCCACACCCUCUUCACUCCUUUACUGAUAGGGUUUGGAGUAGCAGCAGGACUGAUGUGCAUCGUAGUAAUGAUUCUUGUGUACAAAUAUCUACAGAAACCCAAAUAUGAAGUUCAGUGGAAAGUCGUUGAAGAAAUAAAUGGAAACAACUAUGUUUAUAUAGACCCAACACAACUUCCUUAUGAUCAGAAAUGGGAGUUUCCUAGAAACCGAUUGAGUUUUGGUAAAACUCUUGGUGCUGGAGCUUUUGGGAAAGUUGUGGAGGCUACUGCAUAUGGUCUGUUUAAAUCUGAUGCUGCAAUGACAGUAGCAGUAAAAAUGCUCAAACCAAGUGCCCAUUUAACAGAGAGAGAAGCCUUAAUGUCUGAACUCAAAGUUUUGAGUUACCUUGGUAACCACAUUAAUAUCGUGAAUCUACUUGGAGCCUGCACUAUUGGAGGCCCCACUCUGGUCAUCACGGAAUAUUGCUGCUAUGGUGAUCUUUUGAAUUUUCUGAGAAGGAAACGCGAUUCAUUUAUUUGCCCAAAGCGUGACGAAUAUGCAGAAACAGCAGUUUACGAGAACCUUCUGCAUCAAAAAGAGCCUGCAUGUGAUGUCAUCAAUGAAUACAUGGACAUGAAACCAGGAGUCUCUUAUGUUGUUCCACCAAAAGCAGAUAAAAGAAGAUCAGGGAGGACAGGAUCAUAUAUGGAUCGAGAUGUUACCAUUGCCAUAUUAGAAGAUGACGAAUUGGCUCUGGACGUUGAAGUUCUACUGAGUUUUUCUUAUCAGGUGGCAAAGGGCAUGAGCUUCCUUGCCUCCAAAAAUUGUAUUCAUAGGGAUCUGGCGGCAAGAAACAUUCUUCUCACUCAUGGUCGAAUAACAAAAAUUUGUGACUUUGGCCUUGCUAGAGAUAUAAAGAAUGACUCAAAUUAUGUGGUCAAAGGAAAUGCUCGGCUUCCUGUAAAGUGGAUGGCACCUGAAAGUAUUUUCAACUGUGUUUAUACUUUCGAGAGUGAUGUCUGGUCUUAUGGAAUAUUGCUUUGGGAACUAUUUUCUUUAGGAAGCAGCCCCUACCCUGGAAUGCCUGUGGACUCUAAGUUUUAUAAAAUGAUUAAGGAAGGAUACAGAAUGUUUAGUCCAGAAUGCGCACCAGUUGAAAUGUAUGAGAUAAUGAAGAGUUGCUGGGAUGCUGAUCCUUUACAGAGACCAACAUUUAAGCAAAUUGUACAGCUAAUUGAGCAGCAGCUUUCAGAUAAUGCAAACCAUGCUUACUCAAACUUUUCACCCCAUCAAGGAAAUGCUGCAGAUCACUCAGUGAGGAUUAAUUCUGUGGGCAGCAGCGCAUCAUCUACUCAGCCCCUUCUGGUACGCGAAGAUGCUUGAAAGAGGAGAGGGACAUCUGGACAACAGGCAGCCCAGAUGGAUUAGGCACUCUUAUUCUGCAGGGGACGAGAGAGAGUAGACAUUAAUGAUUUGUCUUACUUUACUCACUACCAAGGUAGUCUGAACAUUGCUAUAAUACUGUCCUUUACCACGCACCAUUACACGUAAACUUAGUCCAUCCACCACAGCCAUUGUUGCAGUGUUGACUGAAGCUGUAUAUACUUUGCUAUAUUGUAUGUUUUUGCAGUAGGGAGUCAUAUAAACAAAAAUCUAAAUCUUAAACCUGGGUCUGGAGCUAGAUGAAUACAAACCAAACCAACUAUUAAACAGUCCAUCUCUAGAUCUGUGCCUGGAAAGCUAAUAGUCAUUUUCUGAUUGCUUGAUUGUUGGGGAUUUUUUGCUACAUUUCUGAAAUAAA
Terrapene triunguis (Three-toed box turtle) is the source of this 3304-nucleotide messenger RNA. RefSeq names its product KIT proto-oncogene, receptor tyrosine kinase (gene KIT). The transcript has 21 exons. Gene Ontology annotation, cellular component: signaling receptor complex. The coding region runs from base 1 to 2886 and encodes 961 amino acids. Gene Ontology annotation, molecular function: transmembrane receptor protein tyrosine kinase activity; cytokine binding; ATP binding. The record is from RefSeq and is a predicted model, not a curated record. Gene Ontology annotation, biological process: positive regulation of receptor signaling pathway via JAK-STAT; multicellular organism development; positive regulation of MAP kinase activity. NCBI's taxonomy places the organism in Eukaryota, Metazoa, Chordata, Testudines, Emydidae.